Aspergillus welwitschiae is the source of this 2880-nucleotide messenger RNA. RefSeq names its product PLP-dependent transferase. The record is from RefSeq and is a predicted model, not a curated record. The transcript has 5 exons. Gene Ontology annotation, biological process: amino acid metabolic process; DNA-templated transcription. NCBI's taxonomy places the organism in Eukaryota, Fungi, Ascomycota, Eurotiomycetes, Eurotiales, Aspergillaceae. Gene Ontology annotation, molecular function: DNA binding; lyase activity; zinc ion binding. Bases 1 to 2880 code for a protein of 959 amino acids. Gene Ontology annotation, cellular component: nucleus.
AUGAUCGUCAAACUCACCCAACCAUACAGCUUCCUGGAUGAUUACAGCGAGGGUGCUCAUCCACGCCUACUGCAGUCCCUCCUCCUCACCAACGCCACACAACAAACCGGCUACGGCACAGAUGAAUACACACACGAAGCUCGUCAAUUAAUUUACUCUCAAAUACAAGCCACCGACGAUGAAGUCGCCAUCCACUUUGUUCCCAGCGGAACUGCCGCGAAUCUCAUUUCCAUUGCCAGCUGCCUGCGGCCCUAUGAAGCCGUUCUCGCCGUAGAAACCGGGCACAUCCUGGACAAGGAAGCCGGAGCCAUCGAAGCCACCGGCCACAAAGUCAUCCCCGUCCCCGGGGUACGGGGAAAAAUGACCCCCGAGAAUCUAGAGCGGGUGUUGGAUCGCAAUACCUUCUUCCCGCACAUGGCCAAGCCGCGGCUGGUGUACAUCUCCAAUGCGACGGAGGUGGGCACGAUCUACACGCGGAGUGAGCUGCGGCGGCUGUCGGAGACGUGUCGACGGCGGGAUUUACUGCUGCAUGUGGACGGAGCGCGAUUGGGGGUGGCGCUGAGCGCCGAGUUGAAUGAUCUCACCCUGCGCGAUAUGGUCGAUUACACGGAUAUCUUCUGGAUCGGCGGCACGAAAAUGGGCGCCUUGCUGGGCGAGGCGGUCGUGGUGCGCAGGAGUCUGGCCGAGGGGUUUGAAUUCAAUAUCAAGCAGCGCGGAGCCUUGCUGGGCAAGUCCCGCGUUAUGGGAGUGCAGUUUGCCGAGUUGUUUCGGGAUGGGUUGUAUUUUGAGCUGGCCAGACAUGCGAAUGCCAUGGCGCGGCGCAUUUCGGCGCAGUUUGAACGCAUGGGAUGGGAGCUGGCGGCUGAGACGGAAACCAACCAGGUGUUUGUCGUGGUACCGGAUGCUAUGCUGCAUCGGCUGGCGGAGCGCAUCCGAUUCUACGAGUGGGAUAAGCGUGAAACUGGCACGGUGAUUCGCAUUGUGACAGCCUGGGCUACGGAUGAGAUGGCGGUCAAGUGCAUCCACGAUGGCCAUCCUCCCUGCCGUCGCUGCCACCGCCUCCGUCGCGAUAACUGCGUCCUGACCGAUCCGCGCUCUCCCGGUGUGCGCACACCCCGAACCCCUCGCAGAGCCAGCAUUAGAAGAACCGGCUCAGGUUCAGCGUCAGGGAUAGGAACAGGGACAAGAACAGCAACAGACACAGGAAAUACCACCGCGACCACUCCCAUAGCCAGCUCGCCCGCUCCCUCUCCCACUCCCUCUCAUUCUGCCAAUCCCAUCGCUGCCAUCGCCCCGGCCACUCUCAUCGCAGCAUGCGACAUCUACCGCAAGAAAUUCCCCGUCGUCAACUUCCUUCAUUAUCCCUCGCUGAUCGCCGAUCUCUCCCAUCAUGCCUCCGCCGUCGAACCCGUUUUUCUCUCAGCUCUACUUUCUCUAUGCGCCCGCUUCAUGUCCGACGCCGCCCUGGCUGCUCCUGAAACCUACGCGGAGUAUGCGCGCUCUCAGCUAGCCCAUCGCGCCUUCGAAGCCCCUUCCCUCUAUCUUGCACAAUCGCUCGUCAUGAUCUCGCUCUACGAAUGGGGUUCGGGUCGGCCUUAUCGCGCAUGGAUGUACAGCGGCAUGGCCACCUACAUGAUCCAAUCCCUCCUCAAGACCGCCGAUGAUACCAUGGAACAACAACCCCUCCUUGACCUGCCCGCCCAUCGCAUAACCUACGAACAGCUGGUCCGCACCUACUGGUGUUGCUUUGCACAGGACUGUGAGCUCAGCUCCGGCGCCCGCCAACACUUCGCACUCUCCUUCCGCCAGAUCUCCGUGCCCCUCCCCAUCAGCGAUUCCGACUUUACCUUUGGGAAAGCCACCCCACGCUUAAUGCCGGCGGACAUGAAUCGCUCAUCCUCUCUGGCACUGAAUUUAUCUAUUGAUCGGGGAUUGACUAUCGUCACACGGGGGUUCGACAUAUUCGUUCGCAUACUCCGGUUCGCCAAUGAGAGCCGUCGGGGUCGGGCGCAAGGGUCGGCAGGGUUGUCGCUCCGCGCGUGGGAGAUGCUCAAGGCCGAGCUGGACGAGUGGAGGGGGCUUCAGGAUGCGACGGUGCGGUAUCCCGAGACCAAUGCGCAGGCGCAUGUGGCCUUGGGAUCGGGGGAGUUGUUCGCCUAUAUCAACCUGGUGUAUUUCAUGAGUAUUCUAUUCCUCUACCGCGACCGCUUCCUCUCCACUCCCAAAUCAUCCAUCGAUCAUCACGACCCGGCCGACGACGAGGCCAUUGACCACCUCUUCGCCACGGCACAGCACAUCAGCGCGAUACUCGCUGCCCUUGAAGCCUGCGCCACUCCUGUCAUCACUCCAUAUGCGGGGUUCAGCGUCUUCGUCGCCGCCCAUAUCAACAUGUACGGGACUGUCUGUCCGGGCCGGUACCCGGGGGGACUGGCGCGCGCGCAGGAAGAGAAGAAGAUGAAUCUGGAGUAUCUGGAGCGACUGUGUCGGUUCUGGGAUGUGGGAACCAGCUGGUGGCGAACUCUCCAAGAAGCAAACCGGUUCUAUGAAACAGCCCGAACCACCGCCCAAGGUCCAACGGGCGUUUCUCGUCCAGAGCAUCUCACCCUGGCCGGUACCAUCGAUGAAUACGGCGAUAUUCGCGUGUCGCGACCCGAGACAGCGUCUCCCGCGCGACGACGCCCAGGGGUAUCUUCUGAGGGAGUAGGAGUGCGACGCAUGUCGGUUGCCGAGUUGACGGCGCCAGGUGGUGGUGGAAGCAGCGGUGGUAGUGGUGAGUGGGCGGAUGUCGAGGCGGAGAUGUGGCAGUGGCCGUUUCUCGAUGAGAAUUGGUCGUUGGGAUUCGAUACGGGGUUUGAGUCGGCGUGGCCGGGGUUGAGCUGA